AUGUUGGCCAAGACGGUGCUUUCGCUUGGUCUGUGGCUGCAGUUUGCUGUGGGACAGAACGCACCUGAGAGGGGUCCCCAGCCAUCUAUUUCCAAUUCAGAGGGGGACCUCCUCUUCUUGCUGGACAGCUCUGGCAGCGUCUCCUACUAUGAGUUUUCCAAGGUCAAGGAAUUCAUCUGGGACCUUGUGCAACCUUUCACCUUUGGCCCCAAAGAUGUCCAGGCCAGCAUCAUCCACAUCAGCACUACGCCCACCAUGGAGUUCCCGUUUGACCGGUACCUGUCUAGCGAGACUGUGCAACAAGCCAUCCAGAACACUCGACAGCUCAUGGGUGACACCAACACAGGCAAAGCACUCUCCUAUGCCAAGGAGAAGUUCUUCAGUGAUGAAGCUGGUGCUCGGCCAGAUGUGCCCAAGGUACUGGUUUGGGUGACAGAUGGUUUCUCCACUGAUGACAUCUCUGAACCCAUGCAGCUCCUGAAGGACAUGGGAGUGACAGUCUUCAUCGUCAGCACUGGACGGGGGAAUUACCUGGAGCUCUCGGCUGCUGCCAGCCAGCCUCCUGAGAAGCACCUGCACUUUGUGGAUGUUGAUGACCUACCCAUCAUCACACAGGAGCUUCGAGAUGCUAUCCUAG
Messenger RNA from Cariama cristata (Red-legged seriema), 637 nucleotides. RefSeq names its product von Willebrand factor A domain-containing protein 1-like. The record is from RefSeq and is a predicted model, not a curated record. NCBI's taxonomy places the organism in Eukaryota, Metazoa, Chordata, Aves, Cariamiformes, Cariamidae. The transcript has 2 exons. The annotation marks the transcript as partial.